UUGACCUCGGUCCGGUUUGCCAGCAUUUCUCCUCCCCCAGCGCCCCUCCCACCUUCCUAUAAUGAGCUCUCCCCUUACUUCAUUUUCACGCUGUGUGAAACACUCUACAGGUGGUUGAGCGGUUUCUGCCGAGAAGCAUACUUAAAUUUGUGCUGCUACUUUUCGUUGAGUUGCUUGUAUGUGAGAGUGCCCACCUCGUGCGAGGUCUCUGGUGGAGUUAGAAAUUUCGCGGCGACGUGGGUUGCGUCUUGCCAUAGACAACAAUCCGGGUGCUGUGCUCGUUUCCAGGGGUGAUUGCGAAGCUGGUGUUUUUAGACCUGGUGGAUUGUGAAGCCUUGACGCUGGUGUCGUCUGUAGGAGAUCAUUGCGAGCAGUGAAGCAUUUCGGCUGUAGUAGCUGGUGGUGGAGCUGAGCUUUAAGGUAUGGCAGGGGGAGGGCCAGUGGCCCCGGCGGGUAAGGGCGGCGAGGAUCUUAAUCACCAUGCGCUUGAGCAGCUUCCUGGCUUAGCUUAUUGCAUCAACGACAAUCCACGAUGGCCGGAGGCCAUAGUACUUGCGUUUCAACACUACCUGACGAUGGUCGGGACUGCUGUGUUGAUACCUUUGCUUAUCUUUCGAGCAGACACUGGUGGGACUCCAUUUUACACUCACGACUUGGUGAGAGUCAUUCAAACAGUGCUGUUCGUUUCCGGUAUCAACACAUUCAUCCAGACGACACUAGGCACCAGACUCCCGGCUGUCAUGGGCAAUUCGUUUUACUUCCUGGCGCCCACCAUCUCCAUCAUCACGUCUCCCAGUCUCGCCUACAUCGACGACCCUCAUGAAAGGUUUGUUCGUUCCAUGAGAGAAGUCCAAGGUGCGUACAUUGCGGGCUCGGCCUUAAACAUCAUCCUUGGCUUUAGUGGACUGUGGGGCAUUGCCGCUCGAUUCACAAGCCCAAUUGUGGUGGCCCCUGUAACUGCACUUGUAGGACUCGGGUUAUUUGAACGUGGCUUUCCAGGGGUCGCUAAGUGUGUAGAAGUUGGAAUACCUGCUCUACUCGUUAUCCUGCUGUUUUCCCAGUAUCUUAAGCACUUUCACUACAGAGACGUCCACUUCUUUGAGCGUUUUCCUAUCAUAGUCGGCGUUACGCUAGUAUGGGCAUAUGCUGCCAUCCUCACUGUUGCCGGCGCAUACGACCAUGCCAGUACCCUCGGGCAACUCAACUGUCGCACAGACAGAUCUGGCCUCGUCAGUGCCGCCCCAUGGGUUCGUGUGCCGUAUCCACUCCAAUGGGGAGCCCCUACCUUUGACGCUGGCAAUGCGUUUGCGAUCAUGAUAGCAGCGUUUGCAGCGCUUGUCGAGUCAACUGGAGGAUUCUAUGCAAUCUCGCGCCUAGCCGGAGCUACUCCCCCACCUCCUCAUGUGAUCAGUCGAGGUAUCGGAUGGCAGGGGAUCGGAGUAUUACUUAAUGGUGUUUUCGGCACGUUCACUGGCGCAACUGUCGCUCCUGAAAACGCCGGAUUGAUUGGACUCACACGAGUGGGAAGCCGUCGUGUGAUUCAAAUAUCUUCAGCUUUCAUGAUUUUCUUUGCACUCUUCGGUAAAUUUGGAGGUAUCAUUGCGUCGAUUCCCCAGCCGAUAGUUGCUGCCAUUCUGUGUGUCACUUUUGGUACGGUUGUUGGAACCGGGAUCUCGCAACUACAGUUUGCAAACAUGAACAUGACUCGUAAUAUCUUCAUAAUUGGUGUCUCCAUCUUCCUUGGCCUCUCUGUGCCAGAGUACUUCAGAGAAUUUACAGUGCGUGCUGGGCAUGGUCCUGUCCACACUGGAGCUCGAUGGUUUAACGACAUCGUGAACGGUUUCUUCUCUGCGCCGAUAAUUGUCGCACUCAUCGUAUCUGCGUUUCUAGACAAUACUCUAACCAGGCAUGUUUCGAAGAAAGACAGGGGUAUGUUGUGGAUGCGGAAGUUUCGAGUCUUCAACUAUGAUCCCAGAAACCUAGAAUUCUACAGGCUCCCAAUGGGACUGCACAAAUUCUUCCCUCCGUCAUAAUCAUCUACGUGCAAUAAGCUCUUUUCCAAUUUUGCAGUGCCUCUUUGCACAAAUCUUUUUUCCACCACCGUUCCGAUUCCACUUAAACCCGGGUAACAACGCUGCAUCUUCCUUGAUGCCGAUCGAUGAACAACUCAUCUCGGUGUAGCAUAGUACCAUAACAAUAUACUGCGGACAAAAUCGUUUCAUUUUAAACACAUGCAGACAGAAAUAGUGUAGACAAUUGCAAGCCGUUGUAAAACAUUUUGUUCCGCAAAUUGAUAAAGAGAUUGCAACAUACCCACAGUA
Molecule: messenger RNA, 2321 nt
Organism: Physcomitrium patens
Lineage: Eukaryota; Viridiplantae; Streptophyta; Bryopsida; Funariales; Funariaceae
Product: nucleobase-ascorbate transporter 2
Biological process (GO): transmembrane transport
Cellular component (GO): membrane
Molecular function (GO): transmembrane transporter activity
Source: RefSeq, a predicted model, not a curated record